Molecule: messenger RNA, 435 nt
Organism: Metarhizium brunneum ARSEF 3297
Lineage: Eukaryota; Fungi; Ascomycota; Sordariomycetes; Hypocreales; Clavicipitaceae
Source: RefSeq, a predicted model, not a curated record
AUGUCACAAGCAGCUUUGACUGGAGCAGGGUCGACUUCGGCCGCCAAUCGACCAGCCAAGUGUCUCUCCCGAGACCUCUGCGUUCACCGGCACAGUGUACCGAUAAAGCAUCAGUCUGCGCCCGAAGACUUGGAGAGCGCCGUAGCCCGGCUGAUAGAGGUGCGUGGGCUGUUUUGGGAAAACUGGAAGAGCUACCGGGAACUUGCGUGGAUGAAGGAUGCGCCGCUGCCGGUGAGCGGCGGGCCGAGGGAUCAGUCCUCCGGAUGGGCGGCCACCUUGGUCGGCUCGUUGGACACGCUGUGGAUCAUGGGCCUGCGAGAUGAAUUCGACGAGGCCGCCGAGGCCGUCUGCCGGAUCGACAUUGGUGUGUCGACGAGCCCAAAGGCCAACACGUUGGAGACAUCCCCGGCGCGUGGCCCAUGGGGAUUUCGAUGA